ACUGGAAUCCUCAAGGCAGACUGCCUUCAACCGAGAAUACGCCUAACGAGCCAUUGCAUCAGAAAGACCAUCGCUACGCAUCACCAAUAUAAUCGGAUCUCAGCAAUCAUGAUACACAACUCUAUUCUUGCGUAUAGGCUGCGACUUGACGAUGUACGGACAUGGCUUCGAAACAAAUUCAACGAUCAGACGAUUGUCGUUGAGAAAUCAGGUGAAGAGUUUGUGUUUUAUCUACCUCGAGCAUUAAAUUCUGCGGAAAAGGAAGAGAUUCUCGAUCUACAGAAGUGAUUCGGAUAAAAUAGGUCGCAUUUGCAUUUUUUUCACAUAUAUUUACAUUUAACUUCUGCUCAUGUUUCA
This is a messenger RNA of Fusarium graminearum PH-1, 357 nucleotides long. RefSeq lists its product as uncharacterized. The record is from RefSeq and is a predicted model, not a curated record. NCBI's taxonomy places the organism in Eukaryota, Fungi, Ascomycota, Sordariomycetes, Hypocreales, Nectriaceae. Bases 109 to 288 code for a protein of 59 amino acids. The transcript is spliced from 3 exons.